AUGUCUAUGCUUUUAUGUGAACUUGGAAAGACAGGCGUUAUGGUACCUGUCAUUGGACUUGGAUGCACGGGAAUGAGCGAAUAUUAUGGGUCCAGCAAUGAAGUUGAUAAUAUAAAUGUGCUAGAUCAUUCAGUUGAAUUAAAAUGUAAUCUUUGGGAUACUGCAGUACGUACCGGCCACAAUGAAAUGCUCCUUUCAAAAGUUCUCAAAGAUCGUCGUCAUGAUGUGUUCUUAUGUACAAAAUUUGGUAUAGUACGUUCCCCAGAUGGUCAAGUUUCUGGAAUAAAUGGAACCCAAACUAUGUUCGUGAAGCUUGUGAGAAAAAAAUGUAUAUUCUACAUAAGCCCAAUUGAAGAUACUGUCACGACUAUGGCUGAACUUGUUAGAGAAGGUAAAAUCAAAUAUCUGGGACUUUCAGAAUGCACUGCUGAUAUCCUUAGACGUGCACACAAAGUUCAUCCGAUUUCUGCUCUUCAGAAAAUUAAAUAUCUAGAAGAAAAUGUUGUGGCUGCCAACAUUCAAUUAUCUGCCAAUGAGUUGUCAGAAAUUCGUAAAGCUAUUGAUUCCAUCGAGAUUUUUGGAUAUAGACAAAUUUCAAGAAAG
Molecule: messenger RNA, 603 nt
Organism: Dentiscutata heterogama
Lineage: Eukaryota; Fungi; Glomeromycota; Glomeromycetes; Diversisporales; Gigasporaceae
Source: the annotation of a GenBank genome assembly